AUGGUGAGCUCCGGAGAGCCAGCAGCGGCGCACGAACUGAGUGAGGUCCCCAGCGAAAAUACGAUACGGAUUUUGGUGACGACGGACAACCAUGUGGGCUAUAAUGAGACGGACCCUAUCACGGGGGAUGAUUCGUGGCAGACGUUCCACGAGAUAAUGAUGCUGGCGCGGGAGAAGCACGUUGACAUGGUGCUGCAGGGCGGAGACUUGUUCCAUGUGAACAAGCCGUCGAAACGGGCGCUGUACCAGGUGAUGCGCACGCUGCGGCUGGCGUGCAUGGGGGAGCGCGCGUGCGAGCUGGAGCUGGUGAGCGACCCUGCGCGUGUGUUCAACUACAACGAGUUCUCGGAGGUGAACUACGAGGACGGCAACUUCAAUAUCGACGUUCCGGUGUUCGCGAUUGCCGGGAACCACGACGAUGCGUCGGGGCAAGGGCUGCUGACGCCGAUGGACCUGCUGCAGGUGUGCGGGCUGGUGAACCACUUCGGGAAGGUGGGGCAGACGGACAACAUCGAGCUCAAUCCGCUGCUGUUCCGGAAGGGCGGGACCCAGCUGGCGCUGUACGGCCUGGCGUCGAUCCGCGAUGAGCGGCUGUUCCGGACGUUCAAGGAGGGCAACGUGCGCUUCAACGUCCCUGCCGGCCAGGCGGACGACUGGUUCAACCUGAUGUGCGUGCACCAGAACCACUCGAGCCACGCGAACACUGCGUUUCUUCCUGAGGCCGUGCUGCCGGACUUCCUGGACAUGGUGGUGUGGGGCCACGAGCAUGAGUGCAUCCCGCACCUGAUGCAUAACGCGAGCAAGGGGUUUGACGUGCUGCAGCCAGGCUCUAGCGUGGCGACCGCGCUCAGCGACGGUGAGUCGAAGGAGAAGCAUGUCUUCAUUCUAGAGUUGCAGCGGGGCGAGCGCCCGCGCCUGGUGCCCCUCCCGCUCACGACGGUGCGGCCGUUCAUAAUGGAGGACAUUUCUUUAAAGGACGUGGAAGGGCUCAAGCCCCACGAUAAGGAGGCAAUUGCCAAGUACCUGGUGGAGCAGGUCGAGCGGUUGAUCGAACGCGCGCGGGCAACCAGUGCCGAGCGACUGCACGCAGCGCGCCGCGAGGGGAACGGCGAGGACAUGCUGCCGCUGAUACGACUACGGGUGAACUAUGCUGCGGGGCCUGGCGCACCAAUGGACUACCAGGUGGAGAACCCAAGGCGCUUUAGCAACCGGUUUGUCGGGAAGGUCGCGAAUGCAAACAACGUUGUGCACUUCUACAAGCGGCGGCAGGCUCGCAGGGGCGGCCAGAAGGCAGACGCGGUCGCCGACCUGGAUAGCCUGGCUGAUUAUAGCAACCAAACCAGCGACCUGGAAGUGCAAACACUGGUGAAAGAUCUGCUCACAGACAUGAACCUCUCGUUGCUGCCCGAGAUAGGCCUGAACGAAGCAGUCAGGAAGUUUGUCGACAAGGAUGAGAAGAACGCGCUAAAGCAGUUCAUCGACCAUGAGGUUGACCAUGAGGUCAAGAUAUUGGCCACCAGCAAGGAGGUCCUGCAAACGGAUAACAUAGAGGACCUCAAAAGGCUUGUCAAGCAGGUGCGGUACUCUGCCCGCUCACCAGAGGACUCCGCGAACUCGCUUACCGAAUUCAACGACUUCGAGAUGGAGACUCCCACUGUUGUUGCGAAGCGCAGCCAACGCUCCAAAAAGUCCUCGGCCGGAAGAAAGACUGCCUCCGCUCGUACACGGAAGACAGGUAUUUCGGCACAGUUUGUGACGUCGGACGACAGCGACGAGACACCCAUCCAGAUUAGCGAUGACAGCGACCAGAAUAUGAUCCUUACUGACGAGGAAGAAUCGAGCAAUAAAGUUGACGCCGCUUCGAGCUCUAAUAGCGGUAAGAGCACCGCUAGUAAACGUCCAGCCAAAACUAGGAAGCCUAAGGCUGACACUGCGGCUACGAAAAGCGGAACCACCUCCCGGAUGCCCAAGACUGCUGCUUUGCAGGCGCUGCUGAACAAGAAAAGGGGGGCUUCGGCAGAAUAG
This is a messenger RNA of Eremothecium gossypii ATCC 10895, 2025 nucleotides long. RefSeq names its product MRX complex nuclease subunit (gene MRE11). Lineage: Eukaryota; Fungi; Ascomycota; Saccharomycetes; Saccharomycetales; Saccharomycetaceae. Gene Ontology annotation, biological process: mitotic G2 DNA damage checkpoint signaling; double-strand break repair via homologous recombination; meiotic DNA double-strand break formation. The record is from RefSeq and is marked provisional. The transcript has a single exon. Gene Ontology annotation, cellular component: nucleus; Mre11 complex. Bases 1 to 2025 code for a protein of 674 amino acids. Gene Ontology annotation, molecular function: DNA endonuclease activity; manganese ion binding; 3'-5'-DNA exonuclease activity.